Messenger RNA from Lottia gigantea (owl limpet), 1389 nucleotides. RefSeq lists its product as hypothetical. The transcript is spliced from 6 exons. Bases 133 to 1389 code for a protein of 418 amino acids. Lineage: Eukaryota; Metazoa; Mollusca; Gastropoda; Lottiidae. The record is from RefSeq and is a predicted model, not a curated record.
AGCGAGUAACCGGAAGUGAAGUUGUUUGAUAUAAGAAAUUUCAGAAUUUUAAAUUUUGCCGAAUUUCUUUUACUAUAUCCCACCAAAUUGGGACUAAUAAGAUUAUUUCACUAUUCAAGGUAAUAUUUAAAAAUGAAUACAGACAAGGCAUCAAACUUCAUCAAUUCAUUAGUGCGUAACUUACAAGUUUUAUGUCACAGUAAUGUAGACUUCAGUGAUAAUGUGGAGGUUAUUGGACAUAUUUAUCUCAGUGUGGAUAAAAGUAAAAAAUUUAACUAUAUCGUUAAUGAAAAAGUGUGUAAAAAUGACGAUUCUUCAACAGUAUUUGUGAGCAAUAGUUUUCAUGCAGAAGAUCAAAAGAAAAAAGAAGAGAAGAAAUCUGCUUGUUCAGAGCAAAAACCAAGACCUACACCAGAGCAGUCAAGACAUCAUCCACAUAAUCAAAAUCAAUUUCAUACUAGCACAAAACGAAAUAGCAAUCAGUCAGAUAAUCAUAAUUUUAGUCCUACCAUUCAAAGACAAAAGCGACCAUCUCAUUUGGAAUCUCCGCAUAGUUCUCAUGGUGGUGAUAAUAAGAAACCAAGAAACGCCCCCUCAGAUCAUCCUUCCCAUGAUUCCCCUAAUAAACAAAUCAAGCAUGAGCCUAUGUCUAUAGAUUUGACUAAUGUGAAAGAAGAACCAAGUGAAAAUAAUGAAAUAUCAAAUUUAUCAUUUGCUGAUAUCAGUGACACGUCUUGGUCUCAUUCUAAACAUCAACAAAUAUCUGAACAGCAUUUACAAGGCAAUGAUGAUAGUUUACCAGUGAGUUUUGGAGGUGAUAGUGACAAUUAUGGUAUUUAUCCUGUAGCAAUGUAUGACAAUAAUUUAGGUUCAUUAACAUCACAGCCUACCUCUUCUCAAGAUGCAAUAGAUCAACAGUUUCAAGGUAUAUUACCAGUGACAACUCUGGCAAUGAGAAUGCAAAUGGAAGAACUAAUGGCUCCCAGAAAGGAAAUUACUUUAGAAAAUAAGAUAAAAAUAAUCCAGGCAUCAGCGACUAAACAUGGCGUGAAACAACCUCAACAUGCUCUAGCAAUGCAGUUUGAUCAAAAUUUUGAUUUGCGAAGACUGUUUUCCAAUGUUCAGCGUAUCACUGCUCAACAGAAAGAAGAAAUAUUAGCAGCCUUGCAAUCAGAUGAGAAACCAACACAAGCUGCUUUAGCAGUGAAAUAUGUUCCUUCAAGGCAUACUGCACCGAAACUGAGUACUGAGCAGAGAGAGGAGAUUAUUCGUGCUCUACAAUCAGAAUUCAAACCAUCACAAGCUGCUCUAGCAGUUAAAUACGGAGUGUCCAGACAAGCUGUUAAUAGUCUUAAAAGGAGAUACAUUGAUAAUAUUGAAUACCAAUGA